ACGCCUCUUUUCAACCACUUCAAGACUAUCACUGCUGACUGGACCAAGAUUCCUGAGAAACACACUGACCAGUACAACCAGGUGAAUGCCAUCUCUAUAGCCUGCAGUACAGGAGUAGCAGGCUGUGAGGAGCUGACUACAGGCUGGUUCAAAGACUGGAUGAAAACGCCCGAGAACAACACGAUUCACCCCAACCUGAGGCAGACGGUGUACUGCAGCGCCAUCGCAGCAGGAGGGGUGGAGGAGUGGGACUUCGCCUGGAGGAUGUACAGAGAGGCUUCCAUUGCCUCUGAGGCUGACAAGCUGAUGUAUUCCCUGGCCUGCACCAGGGCUCCCUGGCUACUGAACAGGUAUCUGAACUACUGUCUGGAUCCAGAGAAGAUUCGGAAACAGGACGCCACAUUCACCAUUGUGUACAUUGCUGGUAAUGUUGUGGGCCAGUCUUUGGCUUGGGACUUUGUCAGAACCAACUGGAAUCACUUAUUUAAUGAUUAUGGAGGGGGAUCGUUGUCCUUCGCACGGCUCAUUGAUGGAAUCACCAGGCGCUUCUCCUCAGAGUUUGAACUGAAACAGGUAUUAGAGGGCAUUGUGGAGAGCAGUAGAGACCGAUCCAUCUGUGGAUCUGUGGGGGCGGUAGGAGAACUGGACUGGGUCCACAGUGUCUGGGAUGAUGGUGUUGAUGUGAACCACGACCAGCCUUUCAAAGCCCUUUCACGGCUACAGAUGCCAGUGCUACGGGCGUAUGAACUACAGUACAGGGAAGUAGUAGGAUUCCCCUUUGACCUCUCCAUGUCCAGUAUGAACUACAGCACAGGGAAGUAG
Molecule: messenger RNA, 822 nt
Organism: Oncorhynchus masou masou (cherry salmon)
Lineage: Eukaryota; Metazoa; Chordata; Actinopteri; Salmoniformes; Salmonidae
Product: aminopeptidase N-like
Exons: 7
Biological process (GO): proteolysis; peptide catabolic process
Cellular component (GO): cytoplasm; plasma membrane
Molecular function (GO): metalloaminopeptidase activity; peptide binding; zinc ion binding
Source: RefSeq, a predicted model, not a curated record